ACGGACUACUACCACCAAAUGACACUGAUGGCCGGCCACCCAAACCCGUACGGGGACCUCCUGAUGCAGAGCGGGGGAGCAGCCGGCACAGCCCACAUCCAUGAUUACCUCAGCCCCGUCGACGUGUCCCGGUUUUCGAGCCCACGGGUGACUCCGAGAUUAAGCCGAAAGCGAGCCCUGUCCAUCUCCCCGCUGUCUGAUGCCAGCAUUGAUCUCCAGACGAUGAUCAGGACCUCCCCAAACUCUCUCGUGGCAUAUAUCAACAACUCCAGAAGCAGUUCAGCUGCAAGUGGCUCCUACGGUCAUUUGUCUGCCGGGACAAUCAGUCCGGCGUUCAGCUUCCCCCACCCCAUUAACCCCGUGACGUACCAGCAGAUCCUGACCCAGCAGAGAGGCCUGGGCUCGGCCUUCGGACACACGCCUCCCCUGAUCCAGCCGUCGCCCACCUUCCCUCCGCGGCAGCACAUGGCCGUCAUCUCCCUUAACCCCCCGCCCGCACAGGCCAGCAGCAACAGCAACUGCAUCUCCGACUCCAGCCAGAGCAAGCAGAGCAGCGAGUCAGCCGUGAGCAGCACAGUCAAUCCCGUGAUUAACAAGCGCAGCAAAGUCAAGACUGAAGUCGAGGGCUUGCCCCCAGCAUCCCCAACCACACAGGAGCAUCUGACAGACCUGAAAGAAGAUCUAGAUAAGGAUGAAUGUAAACAGGAGCCUGAGGUUAUUUAUGAGACGAACUGUCACUGGGAAGGGUGCACAAAGGAAUAUGACACUCAAGAGCAGCUUGUCCAUGUGA
Merops nubicus (carmine bee-eater) is the source of this 790-nucleotide messenger RNA. Its product is annotated as zinc finger protein GLI2-like. Gene Ontology annotation, cellular component: nucleus. Lineage: Eukaryota; Metazoa; Chordata; Aves; Coraciiformes; Meropidae. Gene Ontology annotation, molecular function: DNA-binding transcription factor activity, RNA polymerase II-specific; RNA polymerase II cis-regulatory region sequence-specific DNA binding. Gene Ontology annotation, biological process: regulation of transcription by RNA polymerase II; smoothened signaling pathway. The record is from RefSeq and is a predicted model, not a curated record. The transcript has 5 exons. The annotation marks the transcript as partial.